Messenger RNA from Vicia villosa (hairy vetch), 1398 nucleotides. RefSeq lists its product as uncharacterized. Lineage: Eukaryota; Viridiplantae; Streptophyta; Magnoliopsida; Fabales; Fabaceae. The transcript is spliced from 13 exons. The record is from RefSeq and is a predicted model, not a curated record. The coding region runs from base 1 to 1398 and encodes 465 amino acids.
AUGUCUAGGCCUGUUGAGAGAAUAGCAGAGAUCAACGAUGGAAAAGAGCUUUGGAAGAUUGUUGUUAGGAUUCACCACAGAUGGAAUAUUGUGUCUAACAACAAGGAACAUUUUGAAAUGAUCUUUGUUGACAAAUUGGGAGAUGAUAUUCAUGCUGUUGUUCCAGCACCACAUGUGUCGGUGUUCACCGAAAAAUGCCUAUUAGGGCAUACUUAUACUGUAUCUAAUUUUAAGGUGGUGCCUUAUGUUCUGGCGUUCAAGGCAUCAGGACACAAAUAUAUGCUGUGUGAAAUUAAUAUAUUUCUUUCAGAUGUCGUUGGAAUGGUGGAUAGUAUUGGUUAUGCACAGACUGAGUCGGGCGCAAAGAAGCAGCAAAUUAGCAUGAUGUUGCGUGACCACAGCAACAACAUGUUGAACUGUACUCUGUGGGAAUCAUACGCGGAUCAGUUCAUCAGGUUUAACAAAGUUAGGGUUGCUGUAUCACUCCCUACAGUUGUGUUGCUUCAGUAUGCCAAAGUGAAAGAAGAAGGAAAGUAUCCUCUGUCUGUGACAAACACCUACAAUGUGAUCCUUUUAUGUGUUGAUGUUGAUUUUCCUGUCAUGAAAGACUUUAUUGAUAGAAUGCCUGAGGAGAGCAGGGCUGUUGUUUUACCUAUUGCUGAGAUUAUUCAACUUACGGAUAUUACAUUUUGUGCUACUGUUUCUACAACAAAAUUAUUAGUCGCAUCUCCAUUUGGAUGGUACUAUCGUGCCUGUUAUAUGUGUCAAUCUAUAGCGUGUGGAGACAGCCCCCCAUUUCAGUGUGAAGCUGGUCAUGAAACCAUGGUUGAAGUCCUUAGGUAUAAGAUUGAGAUUGAGGUUACUCAUGGGGGAAAAAGCUGCAAUUUUGUGUUCUGGAACAGAGAAUGUGAAAUGCUCUUGGGUUUAUCUGCAUCCCAACAUCGUAACACUAUGAUUCAGGCUGGAAUUACUGAUCCAUUGGACUUCCCGUUAACACUUGAUCAGUUGUUGAAGUUGGAAAUGGCUAUGAAGGUUAAGUGGCAUCCACGCUGGAAGAAAUGUUCCGUCAUUAUGAUUAUAAAAAAUGAUCCUAUUAUCCAGCAACUUAAGGAAAAGUGGGGAACAUAUGAGGAACCUAUUCCAAUCCAAACUGUAAUACCUGAGACUCUAGAGAUUAAAGAGAGUGUUGAUGAGGCUAAAACAGAUGCCAAUGAAGACUGUGAAUUGGUUACGGACCUGGAAAGUACAUCUAAGCACAAGCCUGAUGCUAUCACACCUGCUGGUAAGAGGCAUUUUCCUGGUGCAUCAAGUGAAUCCACUAAUUUGGACGGAUUACAUGAUGGAGAACUGUCAUCAAACAAGCUGAAGAAGAUAAUUAAAAUGGAGAAGAUUGAUUAA